AGAGUGAUGUAUUAUUGUGAGUAAAUAAAAAAAUGCGAACGUGACGUCAAGCUACUGACAGAUGUAAACAAACAAUCGAUAUAUUUUGGUACAAGUACUGUAACAUUUGAUAACAUUAGUUACAUGCGUAACCAUGAAGAGGGUAUUUGUUACUGUAGGAACAACGAGCUUUGAUGACCUAUUUGAACGUGUUACUUCCCCUGAAGCUGUUCAAGUGUUGAAAGCCCGCGGCUAUCAACAUUUGGUCCUGCAGGUUGGACGAAGCUCCAUCUUCCCAGAUUCAGACAGCUGUCACAAGCUCACGUUUAGAGGCCUUUAAAUUCAAGGAUUCCACCGCUGAAGAUGUCAAAUGUGCCGACCUGGAUAUCAGCCAUGCUGUUGUGUACAAUGUCCGAAGAAAUAAAAAAGCUAAACUACCAAGCCAUUUUGCUGGUCUUUUAAUGUUGAUAAUUUAUGAUAAUUUAUAAUAAUGAAAUGCCUCUUCUUGUAUUCUCAGGGGAAGGUAGUUGUCUGGAGACCGUUGGUGCAGGCAAGCCACUAUUAGUGGUGUUCAAUGACAAACUUAUGGACAUUCACCAGCUAGAGCUGGCCAGACAGCUACACCAAGACCUACUGUACUUCACUGCCAGCUUUCGUGACUUUAGGCUUCUCAUUAUCGCAAGUGACUCCGGUUCCUCAGCUUCCUGAGUGAUGUUCAUCUGUAUUAAACAUGGAGGUAAGGCCAAAGUUAUAAAAUGCAUUCCGCUAGUGUCACAUUUGAUGUUUGCAGUGUUAGAAACUGUAUUUCACACCAUUUCUUUAUUCUCAUCCUAUCUCCUCACAGACAAUGAGCAGUUCCUGGCCAACACCAACUGCCCCGUGGUUCUCCUGCUGCAGUACAUGAGAGCUAAGAUGGGCCUGCCGGACACAGAGCUGGUGGAUCUGUGUGAUGACCGUGGGGCUCUGAAGCUUCUCUUUCUGUCCCAGCAGCCUCAGGAGUGUGCCAGCCGACUACUUCCUCCCCGCUGCUCCCUCACAUUCUGCAUUGUUAAUCGAAACCCAAAGGAUGGUGCCUAUAUUUCCAUCACCCCCUUAGUGGCCAACCCAGACCCUGCAUUUCUGGAGACUCUGCAGACUCAGACUGACAGCCUGGAGAGGGCUCGUCUCAGACAGCUCCGCUCUCAGGAGGACCGCAGAGCCACGGAGGCACCCUCUCAGACCCAACCCACACAAACCGCUAAGGGCCGGGGCCGUGCAGUACAUAUGGACACCCCUGAUGAUGAACCCUCCAAUCGCCGAACUGGAGGCAGGAGGAGCAGGAACUGAAAGAACCUAUCAAUUUUACAAUAAUUGAUGUGCAUAUACAUUUUGAAAUGUAAUAAAGUGGACACUGAAUCUA
Oncorhynchus nerka (sockeye salmon) is the source of this 1378-nucleotide messenger RNA. It is a transcript of the gene lg6hxorf65, whose product is annotated as linkage group 6 CXorf65 homolog. The record is from RefSeq and is a predicted model, not a curated record. The coding region runs from base 691 to 1305 and encodes 204 amino acids. The transcript has 7 exons. Lineage: Eukaryota; Metazoa; Chordata; Actinopteri; Salmoniformes; Salmonidae.